This is a messenger RNA of Adelges cooleyi (spruce gall adelgid), 1096 nucleotides long. RefSeq lists its product as uncharacterized. The transcript has 6 exons. NCBI's taxonomy places the organism in Eukaryota, Metazoa, Arthropoda, Insecta, Hemiptera, Adelgidae. The record is from RefSeq and is a predicted model, not a curated record. The coding region runs from base 128 to 931 and encodes 267 amino acids.
UUGCGCUGUUACAAAAAUUGUACACCGUUGCAGCCGUCAAAGAAUACACAACUGAAGUUUUUAUCAUUGCUCAUUUGCUAAAACGUUUUACUCAUAACAAGUAGUUUCCAAUUAAUAUAAUAUCAUUAUGAUCGAUUUAAAAAUCGUAUUGUGUUUUGUCUUUGUGAUUAUUUUCACAAUCCUACACUCGGGCGAGGCAAUCAGUGGUACCAGUUCGAGUGAUGAUACGGAAGCGACAGUAAUCGAUGACACUAUUUGCCUAUCCGAAUCCGAAUCGGACAACAAAUCCGGCAAAGAUAUGUCGACAAUUGGUAACAACCCAACAAUUAGUGUUGCCGGUAGUGAGGCCGAAUCAUCAAAUCGGGACAAGGCAUCUAGUAGCAACAAUGCAAAUGAAGAAAUAGAAGCGACAGUUGAUGGUGCCGAUAGCGAAGACGAACCAGAAAUUGAGGACAUGCGUUUCAUCCACCAAGCCUGCAAAGACUUGUCCGGCUGUCUGAAGGAAAAAGGAUUAUAUCAAUUGUCCACCUUGUUUAUGUUGGGCGUCACGAUAUUUCCGGUGACAUACGAACUACUGGGUUUGGAUAAGACACCGGAAGUCUUGGCUGCAGAAAAAUGGAAAUGGAUAGAAACUCUAUGCCCGGAUCGCAUGACCGACGAUGACAUAAAGUUAACGAAAACCCGACAAAACUGUCGAGAUCUUGCAAAGUAUUGUAUUACCGAAUAUGUAAAGGACAUCUUAUAUCCCGGUCUUAAAAGUCGACUGCCACUUGAAGCGAAAAUCGACAGCUUCGGUAACGCGACGGACACAAUUAGUGGCAAAGUGAUUUAUAAGAAAGCCGAGUUCUUUCCAGGCAACGGCCAUGAACAUUUUAAGAAAGAACCAAUUCUCGAUCCUCCCACUGAAACUGUUCCCGUUGAACGUUUAUAACAAUUUCUGUACCUUCGUUUCAAGUUUAAACCAAUAAUCGCUAUGUAUUGUUAUUCUAUUUUAUGCACUUAAAUCGCUAUAUUUAAUUCAAGUUAUAUUAUUGUUCAACAUUAUUUAUUGUAUUGUGAGCUUUAUACUAUUAUUAUAGUGUUCAUUCAUUCAUCA